This is a messenger RNA of Mugil cephalus (flathead mullet), 547 nucleotides long. It is a transcript of the gene romo1, whose product is annotated as reactive oxygen species modulator 1. The record is from RefSeq and is a predicted model, not a curated record. Gene Ontology annotation, biological process: protein import into mitochondrial matrix; protein insertion into mitochondrial inner membrane. The coding region runs from base 165 to 404 and encodes 79 amino acids. Gene Ontology annotation, cellular component: TIM23 mitochondrial import inner membrane translocase complex. Lineage: Eukaryota; Metazoa; Chordata; Actinopteri; Mugiliformes; Mugilidae. The transcript has 3 exons.
CCUCGACGCCAUUUACCAUCUUUCUUUCCUUCCUCUGUCCUCUCCUUCUUCCUGUGUCCGGUUAUGGAGGUCUGCUAGAAAGACGUUUAAACGCCCCUCAAAAAUACUCGCAAAACCUAUAUUUAAGAAGGAAAAGCACCGCCGCUUUAAAAAUAUAAUUCAAGAUGCCUGUAGCUGUGGGUCCGUACGGCCAGACGCAGCCGAGCUGCUUUGACCGGGUCAAGAUGGGCUUCAUGAUGGGGUUUGCAGUAGGAAUGGCUGCAGGUGCCAUGUUUGGCACUUUCUCCUGUCUCAGGAUUGGGAUGCGCGGCAGGGAGCUGAUGGGAGGAGUAGGAAAAACCAUGAUGCAGAGCGGAGGGACGUUCGGCACCUUCAUGGCCAUCGGUAUGGGCAUCCGCUGUUGAGGAACAACGUUCUUCAUGCAACUAUACAGCCAUGGGACUUUUCAAAUUACUACAACAACAGCUAUGUGUCCACUCUGCACUGCUGUCACGCUCUCAACCCACAGUCUAGUUUUGUCAAUAAAAGUUCGGAUCUGUCAAAAGUU